AUAUAAAAAGUAUGUGUGCCUAGAUAUAUCAAACACAGAUUUAAACCUGUACAGCAUGUGUCAUGAAUGUAAAUAAACAGGCUGUUGACAUGAUGGAAGUAUCUUAGUUUGAAGUAAUUUACAAAAUGUAGCAAUUUACAUUGCUACAAUUCACGUGAACGAAUAACAUGGAAGAAGUUAAAAUCUAUAUGGUUAUGAGUCUGGAAUUUCUGUUGAAUAAUCUCUGCAAGUCAUAUGCAUGACUGACAUUUCUACUGAUUAAGAUCAACACUCUUCAGAUUAAUUGAAGGCAAUUGAUCCACAGAGGGGAGAACUUCUGGAUAGAAUAGGGAGAGAAAGGAAACUGUGACAGGGUAUUGAAAUGUGUUUACUAGACCAUCAUACAGAUGUUUACUCUUGAUUGAACAGACAGUGGGAUUUUAUUAAUGACGUGACAUAACUGAAAUUGUGCUUCCCCUAAAAGAGGAUUUAAGGUGGACUGUUAGCACCUAAGAGGUAGUCUGAGUGGAUUUGUAAUACCUUUUUGUGUUGACUGGGAAGUGUUACUUUGAAGGACUGAUCACUGCUGUGGUGAAAAAUAGAAAGGUGGAUCAUUCAAUUAUCCCAGCAGGUGACAUAGGAGUGGAUGAGAUACCUGUCCUGAUCAUGUGAACAGAGAGGAAGUGACCACUAUGCUGAUGUUGUCUGGGAUAUGCGUAGUCUUCCUCCUAUUCUUUUGUUGGCAAACACAAGGAUUCCUGUUUCAAGAUGGAGUUGUUGUUCCCAAAGACCCUUACAUCUACAUUGGAAAUGAGCUGGUGUUGUCCUGUAAUCUAACCAGACCUCUGGAUGAAGACUCCAAGUCCAUGUACUUCACCAGGAACGCAAAUGAGCGGAUUCCUUCUAAGUAUGUCUCCAUUGUCGGCACACGCAGCAUCAAACUCCGAAUGCCAAUCCUGUCUCCCGAUGACAGUGGCAACUAUGUCUGUAAAAUCAACAAGACAAAUGGGAAGAUUGGCGUGCUUGGGUUCCAAGUGGUCACAGUGGAUUAUAAACCACAGAAGGUAAAGAAGGAAGACAUCAGCUGUAGGGUUUUUAACUGGGAGAAGAUGAAUUGUACUUGGAAGCUUGGUGUCAACUAUAUCCAUAUAAGAGAUAUCAAGGUGGAACUCGUCUGGGCAGUAGCAUCGGACAACAAGCAGUAUGAUUGCCCCCAUCAAACCAACACUUCCUGCGUGUGGUACUCUGACAAUAGCAAGGACCGCCUGCGAUGGAACAUGCCGUACAGUAUGGGGAUUCUGGUUAGCAAUGAGAUUACUAAGGACCAGGUGAUCACAACUUUUGUUCAGGACACGGAGUCUAUAGUUCAGCCAGACACUGUGUCAAAUGUUGUGAUAACACCCAACAGUACUUGUAUGACCAUUCAGUGGAAUCACUCAGACCAGAAAAACCUGAAACUCUUCCAAGUGCAAUAUAAAUCGGAGUGGAUGCAGACAGCUGAGGUUAUUGAAACAGAGGAGAUGUCUGCAGUGGCAUGUGACUUGAAGCCUCACACAUGGUACACAGUGGAAAUCAGAGCCCGCCCUUUGACCUCAAGGGGAAUAGAGACAGGCUUUUGGAGUGAGGCUGUUGCUCAUAUGGAAUUGACAAAGGAGGAUGUCCCUUCUGGCGCCCCUGAGGUCUCCUUUGGAAGUUUUGCUGAAUACCCAUGUGGUUUAAGAUUUUGUAGGAAGGUCAUAGUCUUCUGGAAGCCUGUGAAAAGAAAUCAGAGUAACGGUCAAAUCAUCCACUACCAUGUGAACCUGCUGGAUCUAAACUCAGGGGUAUCCAUUCCCAGCAGUAUUGGCAAUGUAACCAACCAGGAAUUCAGUAUUGAUAUUAACCACGCCUACAAGGUCCAAAUCAGCGCAGCUACAAGAGUAGGCACAUCGGAGCAUGCAGCUUCUGUCUUCAUCCCUGAACAAAGUCAAGAACCAAGGCAUCCAGAAGAAUUUGUAGUAGAGCAGUCAACCACAGACUCUAAUGAAGAAAAAAUUGACAUCAGCUGGAAGCAUCCAUCCUCCCCCAACCCUUCCUCCCAAGUCCGGUCUUACACAGUGUACUGGUGUAGAGGGGCCCAUCUCAUUCAGAUCUGCCAGGAAACAGUCAACUGGAAAGUUUUACAUCCAAAUAGUUCAGAGUUUUCCAUGGUUGUAGAGAGAAAAUCAGUCCCUAACAUGUUGUUUGGUAUAUCAGUAGAAACCAGUCCAUUAUUUUCAAAUUCCAGAAACUGGACGAGCUCAGGCAUUAAAUGGAACACCUGUAUCUACAAGAAAAAUGGAAAGCCUCUCAUUGCCCCCUCAAGAUUCCGCUUAUCCUCGCACAGUGAGGAGACGAGUGUGAAGGUGGAGUGGGAUUCCUUCCAAUGCCAUGAGUCGGAUGGUUACGUGCAGAAAUUUCUGCUGUUUUUCUGUGAGGCAGAGACACUGGAAAACUGUACAGGGGGAACAUUUAACAUAACUGUAGAAGGUCAGGAACAUAGCGUGGUUGUGGAAGAACUGGACCCCGGAGCCUCCUACAGAAUGUGGAUGAUGGCGGAGGCAGCAGGAGGGGCGGGGCCAAGCACUGACCCCCUCUACGCAACCAUUCCUGUGUCAGAUGUUCAGACGGAGGAAAUAGUUGGGAUCCUCGUGGCAGUGCUGGUUGUGUUUGCCCUUACUUUGUGUGGGGUCAUCUGCUGUAUCAGGCGAUGCUACCACACUGUGAAGAGUAAUCUACAGCCAUACGAUAUUGUCAUCCCCAAUGUUCAGGCUCCCCCCAGGUCUUCGGUGGUUUGCCAAGAGAGUUCUUAUCAGGAAGUGAGUAAAGCUCAAAGCAUGAUGCUUUACAAAUUUAGUCAGGAAAUUGAUGGAGAGGGCCUGCAAUCAUAUGAUAUAUAUAAGCUUGACUUACCAGUGCCAGUCAUACCGCCGAAACCCCCAUCAACUCAAAAGUCAAAAACGAAGUAUGAUGAAGAAGAUGAUGAUGAUGACAGUAUAUACGCCAAGAUCAAUGAUCUGGAUUCCCACCCCUCAUCGCCAGGAGAGGGUGCUGCUACAGUGCCGCUGCUGAACAAAAACAAAGCCAAUACUUUGGAUUCAGAUGUAAAGACAAACAUAUUUGAUGAUAAAGCCAGGUUAUUAAACAACAAUGCUUGUCUUGCUGACUCGAUGAGAAAUGGAGUUAUGAACAGUGCUGAAACUCUGCUGUGUAGACUUCACCCAUCCCAUAUAGCCAUGUACUCGUACAAUGGAGGCAAGUUUGUCCCAAAUGUGAAAUACAUGCCUCAUGAAAAUGUGAGUCAAGUGUUCAAGAACAGGACGAUUGAUACAGCAGCUCUGGCUUCCUGUUCACCGUAUGACUGUGUGGACGUGACGGGCAAAGCGUACUCUGUAAAAGAUUUCUGCACACGCAAUGGAAAAGUGAUUUCUGAAAAUGGGACCAAUACAUGUGAUUCCCUUUACUUGAAGAAUGACUUGUCGGGUUCACCAGUAGGCAGGAAGGAGUACAUGACAAAUACUGGUUCAAACCGAGACAUGAAGGAAAACUUUAACAUCAGGUUGACAUUGGACAGACGUAAAACACCAGACAGCUGUUCUGAAAAUGCUAACACAUUCAAUUUGCAUAAUUCUUCCAUUGGGGAUGAAAGAUAUCACAUUAACAGUGUUGAUAACAAAUGUAAUAUCAAUGACUCGGACCUUGAUAGCAAUCAGCUCUACCCAGCUAUCACGUCUUACUGUAAAGCUAACCCAACUUACCCAGUUGACCCAUAUUUGACAAACGAUCUGAACAUGAGCUUCCCCAGGUCGGGAGGGAAUGGCUACGUGGACCACAAUCAGUUUAACAUACAAUCGGGCACAGUACCACUGACUGAUUAUAUAACGACCAGUGCUAGUGAGAGACUCAGCAGAAAUCCUGAGGGGGCAGGGAACCAGUUGAACGUCCUAUCGGGGACCAGACCGGUGAGCGAGGUGGUCAAUGUCCCUCCACAUUUCUAUGGCUCCCUGUCUCUACUGGACAAUGAUGGUGAAGUGACUGAGCUCUGAUCCAUUGUCCGGGACUGAUUGGUGUACCACACACAGCUAGACAAUCCAACAAGCACAGUACUGCCUCUCCUUAUAUUGGCUGAUAUUUGACAUGAACAUGAUAUUAUUUAACAUUUUUUGUAGAAGUUGAUGCUGAUAUUAUGAUUUUUCAGUGCUUUGAAGGGAAAAAACCCUUCAGAAAUUUAACAGUUUUAACUUGUCAGACAAAACCGGGUAUCUUGAAUCAGAGAGGCACUAAGUGCUACAAAAUAUACAGAGCUGUUGUUGUCUGUUUGCUAGUCAGCUAAGUCUCAAAGUAAUGCAUUUAAUGCAGCUUGUCUAACUAAAAAAAUGCUCUGCAAAACAAGUUAUGAUGCAGUUCACCUUUUGUAAGAUUUGGAUACAAAUACAAUGUACAUUGUCAGUCAUGUGUUUUUAAUUUUCCAGAAUUUUACAUGUAGGUAUGUCUUUUGUAUCACCAUUGCUAUUUACUUUUUUCAUUAGAUACUUGAGUCAAAUUAAUUCUCUGUAUUUGUCAAUAUUAUGUUUACAUUUGUAAAAAGUUCAAGCUUAAAGCUACUAGGAUGCUAUGUGGAAAAAUUGUACAUAUUUUUAAAUGUUGUAGAAUGAAAUUAAGUGUUUAAAAUCUUAUGGUCUUCUAGAAUAGAAUAUAAUUCUAUUGCUAUGUUAUCUAUUUAUCUCUACCAUAUUGCAUUGCAAGUAAACUUAAAUUGUAGAUAAACUAUAUCACAGCGAGAUUCUUCUAGACUGAAAAAUUCUGACGUUGCUCUCAGUCUCGAGUCGACAAACUUCACUGAGACUGCUGAAAGGCUUUAACAGUGUUCUUUCUACUGGUUUUUUUUUUUUUUUCUUUUCAUUUACUGUAAAUGUAAAUUUUUAUAUUAAUGAAUUUACAUUUUAUAACUUCCCUGGGGAAAAAACGAACAUGUAUGUUAAUUGACUCAAAAUGACAUUAAUGCAUUGAAUGGUUAACUGUGUAUGCUGCUUUUUGUAAAAUAAGAAUGUUUUUAACCUUGUAAUCAUGCUGCUUGGAAUAAGGGUACCACACCUAAAUACCUCAUAAACUAUUUACUGAUUCUGAAUACCUCGAUAUGGUUAUUCAUUACACCAAUUUACAUUUAAACGCAUUUUACGAUAUCCUUUCUUUUUGGAUUUUUUUUAUAUUUUAUCAUUUUCAGCAAAAUUUAUCAAAUCAUAAAUGACUUUAUAUAAUAAAGAUUUUUUUGGUUAAGGCAUUUGAGAAAGAAAAAAAUCCCUGUAAAUCAUUUUAAUGACCUGUAGAGUAGGACAGGAGAAGAUUCUUUUCUUUUUUUCAGUAAAAAAUAAAAUGGAGAUUAGUAUUGCAUAAUAAAGUUCAACGGGCCUAAUUUACCUCUCAUUUUUUGAGAUGUUUGUAUUUGAAGUGUAAUCUGCUGUGUAUACUGUGCUUAAAAUAUAUGUUCCAUAUUUUUGUGUCUAGUUUAAUAUACAUGCACAAGUUUGCAGUUACAUCCCUUUAACAGUAUCAAUUGAUCUAUUUUAUUCUACUAAUGUAAACAGUAUCUGGUAAUUUUCCAAACUUCCAUUUUGGGCUUUUUUGUGAAUAUUUCAUAUUUAAAUAGUUCAAGAAUUUCAUAAUUCUCAAAAAAUAGAAUAUGCAGAUAUUAUUUGCUAUAUAAAACUUUCGUUUUCAUAAAAGUAUAAGUGGCACAAAUUAAAGUAAAAUUUGCAGGACACAUAAAAAAUUCCUUGCAUGUGAAAUGUGUUCAUUUCUUCAUUUGCAAAAAUGAUUUGUAUUUUUACAUUCAAAAAUCAAAAUGAUAAUAACCCCUUUUCACUGCUUUUGGAUUCAGUGAAGUGCUCAUUAAUGCAUGACCAACAUUAAUAUAAUUGUAUAAAAACAUUGGUUGUGAACCCAUAUUAUUGCUCAAAAUGUAUGAUAUAUUUAAUUUAAGGCUGUAAAUUGCUGAUUUACUUAUUUGUAAAUAUGACUGGUGAUUUUUUUGGCAGCAAGGUAAAGGCAUGGGCAUUGGCUGUUUCUUUAUAUGUUAAGCUUAUGUGUAUGAUCGUCUUAUUUGACUAAAAUAUGAAUCUCAGUUGUUGUUUAUGAUUUACAUUCCUGAAUAAAAUUUUCCAGCAAUAAAUCUGAAAUGAGCAUGUUUUAUUUUGAUUACUGCAAAUGUGUACAAUAUUUGACAGAAAUUUAUAUUUCAACAAGUUAGCGUUGGUUUAAAGUUAAUUCUAGAUGCACCUAAUCCUUCUACAUAUAACGUUAUAUAAGGCAGGGUUUUUAAAACUAA
Messenger RNA from Magallana angulata, 6322 nucleotides. RefSeq lists its product as uncharacterized. Lineage: Eukaryota; Metazoa; Mollusca; Bivalvia; Ostreida; Ostreidae. The transcript is spliced from 20 exons. The record is from RefSeq and is a predicted model, not a curated record. Gene Ontology annotation, molecular function: protein binding. The coding region runs from base 672 to 4043 and encodes 1123 amino acids.